Emiliania huxleyi CCMP1516 is the source of this 1320-nucleotide messenger RNA. RefSeq lists its product as hypothetical. Gene Ontology annotation, molecular function: glycosyltransferase activity. The transcript is spliced from 3 exons. The record is from RefSeq and is a predicted model, not a curated record. Gene Ontology annotation, biological process: carbohydrate metabolic process. NCBI's taxonomy places the organism in Eukaryota, Haptophyta, Isochrysidales, Noelaerhabdaceae. The coding region runs from base 1 to 1320 and encodes 439 amino acids.
AUGGCCUGGCUCGGGCUAUGUGGCGGCGGCACAUUAACCGCCUUCAACUACAUCUCGCCUGGCUGCAGCUUUUACGAGGCACACUUCCUCGGCGGCUGCGCGCGUGUGCCACCGCGGCCCGAGUGCGCCGCCCCGGCAGCGGCGCAUCGCACAACGCACCGUUUGGGUGUUAUCGUGCCUUACCGCGGCGGCGGCCUGGCAACUCACGCGACACUGAGCCACUUCUGCGAGCGGUCGAGCGCGCGGGGCGGCAUCUGUCACGCUGGCAGUGGCGGUGGUUCCGUCGGAGCCGGUGCUGCCGCGCGGGUCCUGCUGGUAAACCAGACUGGCAGUGCACCCUUCAACCGCGGCGCACUUGCCAACAUUGGCUUUGAGCUGCUGAGCCGAGGGGAGAGGCUGGACUAUCUGGCGGUGCACGACGUCGAUCGCGUGCCUGCGGUGGAUAACGCGAGCUGCGCUGGCGCCAUCUCCGGCUACUACUUGUUUCCGGGUGCUACGCCGCGUGUGCUGCACCCAAAGUCGUACACCGGUGGAGUACUCGUCAUCGCGGCGUCCGUCUACCGCGCAGUGAACGGCUUCUCAAACGCCUUUUGGGGGUGGGGCCACGAGGACAAUGAGCUCUUCGGCCGGCUGCGGUGGUGCGGGCUGGUUCCCCGCCAAGGCAAGAACCUCGACGCGUGCAUGGUGCAUGAGCACUGCCAACAGUGCAAGCACUCGACAGCAGCGGUGCGCGUGGAGGACACGGCGGCGCUGCUGCAUGAGACGCGCAAUAUCGCACUUCUCCAGCGGCGGUUGGAUAGCCCGCAGGCCGCGAUGGCGACGGACGGCAUCCGGCAGGUGUCGUACGAGGCGGAGGGGCGGCCGCGCAGAGUCCGGUGUGGCAGUUGCCGGCUGCAAGUCAUCGACGUGCCAGCCGGUGUCAUUGACGAGGCGCGCCGCGCGCUCAGUCGGCGGGCGAGCUUUGUUCGGGUAGCGGCCGCGUCUCGCGCGCGCGUGCUGCACAACUACCGCUACGAGGUGGACAUGGAGGUGGUAAUGGGCGGUGCCGGCCGGGUGGCGCUGCAGCGCGUCGCCGUCUGCGACCAUGCAUGGCAGCGCGAAGAGAUGCGCGAGCGCUACGGCGUGCCGAGGUACACCGCGCUGUGGCGCGCGGCCGUCUCGCACAACCCGGGUAACGGGAGCAGGGACCCAGCCAACCUUAGAAAGAGUCAUCGCCCGGUGUCAGGCCGGAGGCUGGAGGCGGGGGGCAUGAGCCCGCACAUUCAGAUCGUGCGGCGCUUCCGGUACCGUGGGCCAUUUGCGUGCGACAUAGUGAGGUGA